AUGGCUUCCUCACAGCGUUGGUCUUAUCGGCUGGCACGCCUGGUCAUCCUCUUCGUUGGAUUUCAACAUCUAGCCUCCUCCAUCAAUCUUGAGUACUGCUCCAGCCUGAAUACCGCGAAUACCCCCGCAAAUUCCAGCAUCUUCCAAUCCAAUGGACUCUGCUACCAGUUCUGCAUACAGGAUUACGCCUUCGCCGUCUUGCAAGACAGCGAGUGCUGGUGUUCCGACUACGCCCCAGCAGAUACGAGCGAUACCAGCGACUGCAACACACCAUGUCCCGGAUACCCCGACGAUCUGUGUGGUGGAAGCCACUUGUUUGGAUAUAUCGCGUUGACAAUGGCUCCCUCGGGAACCGUGGGUGGAAGCCGCCCCUCGUCGACAAUAUCGCGUCAGGUCCCAUCGGUGCCCCAGCCCGUAACCAUUACUGCUACCCUGACCGCUAGUGCCUCGAGUCCAUCAACUCUCUCCUCUACUACUUCUACGACAUCUACCACAUCAUCCACCACAUCAUCCUCCACAUCUACCACAUCGUCCUCGUCUUCAACAUGGACUGCCACACCCGUCAUAUCGCUCGAGACAGUAACAGGCCAACUAAAAACCGUGACAGUUACGCCUACAGUGCCACCGAGCGCAUCGAGCCUCACGGAUGUUAAGAAGAGUAGCGGGGGUGGCGGAGGGCUUAGCACUGGGGGAGCGGUGGGUCUGACGGUUGGCCUGGUGGCUCUAGUUGCCAUCGUGGCCGCCUUGGUAUACUUCUGGCUUCGAAAACGGCGGCAAGAUGAGAUCGAUGAGAAGGAACUGACUGGAAGAGGGGGAAGCUCCGGGAUGGCAGGUCCAAUACCAUCCAGAACCAUGAGCGAGAACUCCCGAUACGUCCUCGGUACGGAUGGCCGACAAGUCGUUGAGACCUGGGAACCAACCGACGCACCCGGAUCUCGGAGAAGCCGUCUCAUGCCUGUCGACCCGAGACUAGAUCCCUUCGCACCCGUCUACCAACGAGGGGAUGGCAACAGGAGUCGAGAGAGCGUUAAUACGAUCCGAGACGAUCACGAUUAUUCGCGGCGCGUGCAUCAACAGGGUCCUAUCCUUCGAGCGACCAACCCCGAUUAA
Amorphotheca resinae ATCC 22711 is the source of this 1110-nucleotide messenger RNA. RefSeq lists its product as hypothetical. The record is from RefSeq and is a predicted model, not a curated record. NCBI's taxonomy places the organism in Eukaryota, Fungi, Ascomycota, Leotiomycetes, Helotiales, Amorphothecaceae. The coding region runs from base 1 to 1110 and encodes 369 amino acids. Gene Ontology annotation, cellular component: plasma membrane. The transcript is spliced from 4 exons.